Molecule: messenger RNA, 2076 nt
Organism: Zerene cesonia (dogface butterfly)
Lineage: Eukaryota; Metazoa; Arthropoda; Insecta; Lepidoptera; Pieridae
Product: O-acyltransferase like protein-like
Exons: 13
Coding region: 1-2076 (691 amino acids)
Molecular function (GO): acyltransferase activity, transferring groups other than amino-acyl groups
Source: RefSeq, a predicted model, not a curated record
AUGUUAAUAUUAUUUGUAAUUUUUAUGUUCCAUAUUGUUAGUGCUCAUAUUUCAUUAAAUUUAUAUCCUCCUACAACGGGAUUUGAUAAACAUUUGUAUGAAGACGCAUUAGACUCGGAAGAAUGUCAGAAGCAGUUAAAUUACCUGGUCAGGAACGAUUCGUUUUUGUUGGCGCAAUUCCUAGAUGCUGGUUUAAGAAUCCCAAGAGGUCUAUUAAAAGGGAAUACACUAGAUAUGGGAAAUUACUAUCAAUGUCUUGAGAUAAAUCAAAGUGUAAAUGACGAAAUGGACAUAAGUGGAAAAUACUGUGUGAUACAAACAACUCCCCGUUCUGAGUCUAGAAGUAAAAGGCAUAUUCCACAGUGGCUUAAUCCGGUGGAGCAAGUAUUAAGUGAAAAUGAAUGGAAAUACAUCGAACAAUACGAGAUGAAUAAUGAGCUUGGUAACAGGAAUAUGAUAUCUAUUUUAUCUAACGCUAGGCUGAGAUUAGCUUUAUGUAUACCAAAACCAUGCACAACAAGAGAGGUUAUAGAUGGAUUGCUAUUCAAUUUUACUUCUGUGGGAUUCCAGUAUGAGGAUAAUUUUUGUCGUUUGCCAAACGAUAAACCUUGGGUUACAGGAGAUACUGUUGCAGUUACAAUUUUAGGGCUUAUUGGUUUUUUGACAAUUAUCAGUACAACUUACGAUAUUGUGAUUAGCCGAAAGAGUGAAGAUUCAAAGCGAGCAAAUGAGAUAUUACAAUCGUUCUCAGUUAUUAAAAACUCCAAAACAUUUUUCGCUAUAUCGAGUAAACCUGGUUCUUUAGAAUGUGUAGAUGGUAUAAGAGCAUUAGCCAUGUUGUGGGUACUUUUGGGUCAUUCGUUUUCGUCCCAACCGUUUACUCUGAAUCCUUUUGAAGCUGGCCAGUGGGUGUCGUCUCCGAAAGCAUUGUGGGUUGUGGCAGGGCACUUGGCUGUUGACACGUUUUUCAUGCUCAGUGGUCUUCUUGCAGUUUAUUGUAAUGUCGGUAGAACUAACAGUUUGGGUCUUUUGAAAAAUCUCCACAAGUUCUAUCUCAAUCGUCUCUUGCGCAUGUUUCCGUUGCUAGCCUUAACGAUUUUGUUCGAAGCGACUUUAUUCAAUCAUAUAUCCGAUGGACCAUUCUGGCAAUCUGUGGUCAAUAACGCGGAGAUUUGUAGAACUUACUGGUGGUCUACUUUGUUGUAUGUUCAGAAUUAUUUGAACGCGGAAAAUGUCUGUGUCGGUAUAACAUGGUAUUUGGCUAUAGACGUUCAAUUACAUAUUUUAUCACCUCUGGUAUUAUUUUGGGUGCUGAGUGGUAAACGCAAAAUAGCAUGGGGUGGUCUUACCUUCGCUCUGCUUGGUUCUAUAGCAGCGGCCACUAUUUAUAACUUCAUUAAGAAAUUUCCUUCAAGCAUGAUGACGCCUAAUCGUGGUAACGAGUUCAUGUAUUACAUGAUAUAUUAUUAUAUGAAUACGCUAACAAGAGCACCACCCUUUAUUGUGGGUAUGGUGUUCGGUUAUCUAUUGCAUGUGUGGCGUCAAGAUAAAUUGAAAAUAUCAAAGAUUAUAAACUUAAUAAUCUGGAUGUUAGUACUAGCUGCUCAAUCAUUAAUCAUCUAUAGUUCAUAUCCAAUCAUGCAAAUGGAUUGGGACAAUCAAACCGCUGAUAGCUUGAUCAAUUCCUUUGUUAGACCAACGUGGGCCUUAUGUUUGGGAUGGGUGAUAUUUUCCUGUGUUCAGGGGUAUGCAGUACCAAUAAAUUGGUUCCUAUCUCUAAGAAUGUGGAAGAUACCAGCCCGUUUGUCGUAUGCGUUGUACAUAAUGCACUAUUCAAUUAUGGUCGUCAUAAAUGCUAGCAGAGUGGCCCCGAUAUAUUUUACAGUUGGAAAUAUUAUGUUCUACUUCUUUGGGUAUCUAGCCUUAUGUGUUUUUGUUGCGAUUGUCGCAUGUAUUCUCGUAGAUCUGCCGUUUUCUAUAUUAUUUAGAAUUAUGUUAAGUGGAGGAAUGCCAAAGAAAAACAAUGUCGAACCCUUGAAACCGGACUCCACCAAAAAUGAUAAAACUUUAGACUGA